AUGCGGGGUGCAGGAGCAGCACAGCCUAAGCCCGCCCUCGGCGGAGCAGGUGUAGUGGGACCAGGUGGGAUGGCAGCCUGUCCCGUGGGCCGGCCUGGACGGCUCCAACGCCACCUUCAGAGUGGCGAGUUCGACGAGCUGCGAGACUUACCCAUCUUUGAGAGCAAUUUCGUGCAGGUAACCAGGUUAGGAGAAGUUGCCAACAAAGUAACCAUGGGGGUGGCAGCCUCCAGUCCAGCCCUGGACCUCCCAGACCUGUUGCUGCUGGCGGGCCCUGCCAAGGAGAAUGGACACCUGCAGCUCUUUGGGAUGCUCCCCUUGCAGUUCGUCCGGCUCUACGUCCACGACAUCGUACGAAGGCAGCUCAAGGUCAAGUUUGAAACGGGCCGCGCCUGCUACCUGCAGCUGCGGGGCCCGCGCGCGACCCUGGACUGCGAGUUCAGCCAGUGGGUGCGGCUCAUCUACUGCCUGCGCUUCCCCUCGGCCCAGGGAGACGGGCCCUUCGCGCAGGACUGCUCGGUGCGGGUGCCGGAGGACUGGGAGGAGCUGGACGACGGCGACUACGACAGCGACGACUUCGAGCCGUGGAGGCCAAUCUGAACCAGCAGGCCUCAACUCAGGGGACUCGGAUUCCUCCAACAGUCUUUGAAGUCACCAAAGGACCAGAGAUCUAACUACCCUACUUCAGGGCUGGAGAAAUGACUUAUUAAAGUUAAUAAAGGUUGGCCACUUAAGAACCAA
This is a messenger RNA of Miniopterus natalensis, 741 nucleotides long. It is a transcript of the gene GARIN5A, whose product is annotated as golgi associated RAB2 interactor 5A. Gene Ontology annotation, cellular component: nucleus. NCBI's taxonomy places the organism in Eukaryota, Metazoa, Chordata, Mammalia, Chiroptera, Miniopteridae. The record is from RefSeq and is a predicted model, not a curated record.